Molecule: messenger RNA, 201 nt
Organism: Lasiodiplodia theobromae
Lineage: Eukaryota; Fungi; Ascomycota; Dothideomycetes; Botryosphaeriales; Botryosphaeriaceae
Product: O-superfamily protein
Exons: 2
Coding region: 1-201 (66 amino acids)
Source: RefSeq, a predicted model, not a curated record
AUGCAGAUCAAGUACGCCUUCCUCGCCCUCUUUACCUCGAUGGUUUUGGCCGCGCCCAGCAACCUUGAAAAUGAGUCUCAGAUGGAGAAGAGGUGCUUCAACAAGUGGGGAGACUGCAACACGCACGACGACUGCUGCGGUGAUCUGAAGUGCACCCUGCACUUGACGGGCGACUUCAAGGGACUGUGGUGCGACAACUAA